AUGGCCGCACGAAUACCAGUCCGGAGACUUGGACAGCCAUGUCUUGCCGCCUUCCGACCGCGCUCAACGUACUGGGUUACCUCAAACCGAUCCUUCACCAACUCCUCCGCCCGGUCUGCUAAGAACGACGACAACAAAGAGGUCGACCUCACCAACCCCAUCCUCGACGACUACCUCUCCAAGCGCAACCCCAAAGAGAAGCCUACACGCCCCGUCCCCCAAACCGGCGGCCUCUCGAAAACCGGACUCUUCAAAGAAGAAUUCGAAAUCCCCGGCUAUCGCAUGGGCAUGACUCCCGCCGAACUCGAAGCUCUGAAAGAGGAGAAUAAGAGCAGAGAUGAAGAACGGGCGAUUGAGACAAGCAGGCGGCUGCACGCCCUCAGGCUUGACCCUCUACCUUCAGCCCGCCGUUCGUACGAGCGGAAACUGGUGAUUAGGGGCCUGCGGAAGAAACGCGAGGGCAAGACACUCCGCCUGAAGAGGACAGAGCGGGAGAUGGUGUACAAAUCGCAGGACCUUCCCACAUCGUUGAAAAAGAUGACGCGGCUCAUGCACCAAAUCGCUGGCAAGACCGUCGAGGAAGCGCUUAUCCAACUGCGCUUCUCUAAGAAGCGCGUUGCUCGCGAUAUCGUCAAGGGUCUGCAACUUGCACGCGAUGAGGCUAUUGCGGCGCGCGGAAUGGGUCUUGGUGCUGCUGUUGAUGCAGAGACGGUGGCGAAGGAGGAUGCGUUGAUCGAGGCCGGGAAAAUGAAGAAGAGCGAGAGGAGCAGGGGAUAUCUUGCUGACGGUACGAGGAGGAGAGGGACGAAGGAGAAGGCCACGGUCAUUGAGCUUAGAGAUGGAAGUAAGAAAACGGUGACAGAUUCGACGGAGAUGUAUGUUGAUCAGGCGUGGGCGUCGAAGGGACCGGAGACAAGGAGCGUAGAGUUCAGGGCGCGAGGAAGAACGAACCUUCUCCACCAUCGGUCAGCGAAAUUCAAUGUCUUGCUCAAGGAGGAGAAGACACGCAUGCGUAUCUCAGAUGAAAUCAAGAAGAAGCGCGCGAACAAGCCACUCUGGGUACCCCUUCCCGACCGGCCCGUUACCACACAGAGGCAGUAUUGCCUGUGGUAG
This is a messenger RNA of Didymosphaeria variabile, 1113 nucleotides long. It is a transcript of the gene mrpl22, whose product is annotated as 39S ribosomal protein L22, mitochondrial. Gene Ontology annotation, biological process: translation; ribosome assembly. Lineage: Eukaryota; Fungi; Ascomycota; Dothideomycetes; Pleosporales; Didymosphaeriaceae. Gene Ontology annotation, molecular function: structural constituent of ribosome. The record is from RefSeq and is a predicted model, not a curated record. Bases 1 to 1113 code for a protein of 370 amino acids. Gene Ontology annotation, cellular component: ribosome; mitochondrial large ribosomal subunit. The transcript is spliced from 2 exons.